ACCGUAGAGCAGUCGCGAACAGAGCAUGUGUUCAGAGUUUCAGGGUUGCACAUGUUUUUAUAAAAGACACACAAAAAAGGUAAACCAUCUUAAGAAAAAGGCGAACCUCGAGAGCUGCUUUGGCUGCUUUUCAAAACCUCUGCCAACAACCGUUUACUCUUCGCGUUGCUUUCUGGGAAUUGUAUUUCGCAAGACCUUUGACCCAGUUCCUGCGCUUGGACAGCCAAGUACUUAUUGUCUUAAAUCUUAGACACUCAAAGGGAGACUGGAAAGGAAUACAAGUACUCGAAAUGGAAAACAUGCAGUGUCAGUUUUCAGAUACAAAUUUGAUAUGACAACUGUACAUGGUGGAGUAAAGAAAACUAGAAGUCCUUCCAACAAAAUGGAUUAAGCUGAAUGAUGAAAUAAAUAAGUUUGAAUAUAUAUACCCCACACUAUUUAAUACUUUUUUUCCUCAAAUGUUAAUAUUUCCUUUUUAAUGUCUAUGCAGUCUUCAAAUUAACAAACAGAAACCAUUUUAAUAUGGUUUGAGUGCCCCCUAUAUAUAAUCAAUUCCUUAUCAAAUUUGAAAGCAUUACGUUUACAAAAAUACGUUUCAUUUAAUAGCUAAAGAGAUGCUUGCAACAUUUUAUAACAAGGUGCACUUAAGUAUAUAUCUGAACUAUUUUUUAGUCCAAGGAUUUAUGGCAACUACAUUCUCCUAUACAUAGUAUAACAGACUUCUAGAAUUUUCUAAGUUUUGCAGGCAAAACCGAGGAAUCAUAAAGGUUGUCACUUGUCUAUUAUUAUAUAUAUUUUUUAUUAAAAAGUAUUUUUUUUAUGAAAAAAAGUUAAAUACUUUAACUUUUUAAAAUGGCCCUGACAGAAGACUCCUCAAAUCAUGAAACAAACGUUUCUCAACAGAAUGAACAAAUCAAUCAGCGCUGGAAGUGGUCUGUGAUAUUUCUUUGUUUUUAUGGCUUCGUAGUUCAGAUUAAACCUGGUGAGAGCUUCAUCACUCCAUUUCUUCUGAGUUUUGAAAAGAACUUUACUAAAGAACAGGUAACCAAUGAGAUUACUCCUGUAUUAUCAUACUCUUACAUGGCAGUUUUGGUUCCAGUUUUUCUGCUCACAGACUUUCUUCGGUACAAACCGGUACUAAUUUUGCAGAGCCUCAGCCAUAUUUCCAUAUGGUUAAUCCUUCUCUUUGGCACUAAUCUUUUAGAAAUGCAGUUCAUGGAGUUCUUCUAUGGAAUUACCAUGGCAGCUCGGGUGGCCUACUCUUCCUACAUCUUUUCACUCGUCACACCUUCAUUGUACCAGCGAGUGGCAAGCUAUUCCCGCUCCUCUGUUUUGAUGGGAGUUUUCACUAGCUCGGUUCUGGGACAGAUGUUUGUGUCCAUUGGAGAAUUCACAUAUAUCAAUCUUAGUAAGAUAUCAUUGGGAUUUGUGGUCUUUUCAUUCCUAUUGGCACUUUUUUUACCCUGGCCUAAGCGAAGCAUGUUCUUCAACAGGAAAGUACUGGAGCAAAAUAUUGCUUUGCCUACUGAAAUAGAGAAGGAAGGUUCCAACAACCUUGUGUCCUCCCCUUCCAGGACAACAGCUUCCUGGAAGAAUUCUACUUUAUUUGAAAUGUUGAAGGAACUUGUGAAUGUAGUUAGAAAACCUCAGUUACGACUGUGGUCAAUUUGGUGGAUCCUAAAUUCAACUGGCUAUUACCUGAUUAUAUAUUAUGUUCAGAUACUUUGGAAUGAAGUGUACCCAGCCAUUGAAAAUAGGAAGGUUUAUAAUGGAGGAGUGGAUGCUGCAUCAACUUUACUAGGUGCCAUCACUUCUUUUGCUGCUGGUUAUGUAAAAAUGCGUUGGUUUCUAUGGUCUGAGCUUGUGAUUGCCAUUAUUACAACCGUCCAGGCCGGCCUCCUGCUGCUCAUGAACACCACAUCCAACAUCUGGGUGUGCUAUAUUGCUUAUGUGCUUUUCCGAGGUUUCUAUCAGUUUCUUGUUCCUAUUGCCAUAUUCCAGAUUGCGUCAUCAUUAUCUAAGGAACUCUGUGCAUUGGUUUUUGGAGUCAACACUUUCCUUAGUACCGUCUUAAAGACAAUCAUGACCAUCAUAGUUGCCGAUAAGAGUGUGCUUGGCCUGGCUGUGCACCCACAGUUUUUUGUUUAUUUUGGCUAUUUCACACUACUGUGCCUGGGCUACUUUGCAGCUGCUGCCUUCACCAUUAUAAAGCAUUUUCGCAGAAAUUCUCCUCCAGAAACUCCAAAUGGGAACAAGACAGACAAACUUUGCAAUGUUGUACCUGACACCCCUGAGGAACAGAAACCGUUGGAUGAGGCUGUCUGAUUUACUAGCACCAAGGCUAUUUAAUAAGGGUGAUGGGUAAUUUCUACAGUUGAAAUAUUUUGUUUUAAAUUGUUAAGGCAAAAAAACAAGUCUUAUGUGGGAAAUUUUAAAAUACGUCAUUGUAAACUCAUUUGAUCAAUUGUCUUUACUAUCCACCAUGGUAGGUACCAUUAUUUAAUGUGGCUGAAUUUGUAGCCAGUGUUUUACUAAAUUAUAUAUUUUUAAAAUAAGUGAAUUAAUGGAUAACCAAUACGUUAAAUCUGAAAAUAUCAAAAUCAUAUUAAAAUUUAAGUAAUGCACUUUGUAUAAAUCAAUAUGUCAAAAUAAUCUAAACAAAGGUGGAAGCACAUUUUAUGUCUAAAAAAUAAAAUUUCAAUAAGAGUCCUGACAGUAUUAUAUUUUGAUACAGGAUGUUUGGAUGUUUUAAUAAGCUAGUGUGUUUCAUGGUACUUGCUGGACAGGAGACAUACAAAUAUGGAGGUUGUAUUCAUUCUAGUCAUACAGCAUAUGCAGUAACAUUGCAGUUUGAAAAAAUUUUAUAGAUCUAGGAGUGGAUCUGAAAUAUGUGUAUUUCUCAUUGUGAUUGAUCUUUGCGGUAUCAGUUAUAAUAUAAAAUGGUAUAAAUUUUUAGGAAACCUAACAGAAUUUAAAUCUAUAGCUCUUCUCUUUCAAGGUUGUUUUAGUUGUUCAAUAGUUUUAUUUAAAAGAAAAUAACUAAGGCAGAAGUGAGCACAUGACAUAUAUCGUACAUAAAAAUAGCAGCCUUAUUAUUCAGUUAGGUUAGUGCAGUGGUUCUUAACCUUGUUGGAGGUACUGAACCCUACCAGUUUCAUAUGCACAUUCACCGAACCCUUCUUUAUUGAAAAAUAAAAUAUGAUUUUUUUCAAAUUCAAGACAUAGGUAUAUGUUUUACUGGUUUACAAAAUGAAUCGUGUAUUAACAUCACUGAGUUCAAAGAACAAAACCAAUAUAAUGCAUGAAUUCACAACAAAUUACAUACCUUUUCACAAGGACAUAACCUUUUUUAAUACUACCACACUGAAAUGAUUUUAAUUUUUAAACUUAUGUAUUCCAAUAAUAAACUUAUUGUAUUAUGCUAUGUUUAUCAUUUUAACACACACCCAUCACCUAAUUUUCACCAGGCUACAAUAAUAAUGAAUAUUUACUGCAAAUCAGUGUGACUUCUGCUGUUGCCUUUGAGAGACCAGUUCAGAAAUGCGUGGCUUCACCUUGGCAGUUGCCACUCUCAUGUCAUUUUCACAACAAAGUCUGUUCCUUUUCUUCGUUUUUAUGACGUUGAUGGGUACAAAACCGAGAGCAGGCAGAGUGGCCUUUUCAUCAAAUCUGGCUCUCUUUAUCUUGAAUUCAGCAAGUGUUGUGUUCUUGUAUUCCCCAUCUCCAUGUAGGUUAAGGAAGUGUUCUUUUAGUUUUGCCGGUACUAGACUAGAAUUGCUUAACUUGGCAUUACAAAUCAUGCAGAUAGGAUGCUGACUCCCAUCACGUUCUGUUAUAUAUGUGAAUCCAUGUUGUACAUAUUCGUCCAACCACUUUCUUUUUUUGUUCGACAUAGUUAGUAUGGAUUAAAAUAUUAAGAAAGAAAUCUCACGACAUACUAUCACUACAGUCACAAGUCGACUACUGAGUGCACCAAAUUCCCUGCAGCACCGAUUGGCCGAACAAUGUAGCGUAAUUACCUACAGCUAAUGAUGACCAAGCAGGGUGUGUCAUACGAAUCAUAUGAGUCGGGUGCAUGUCUUGACCUCCCGGUGCAGAACCCCUGAGACUGACUCACCGAACCCCUAAGGUUCGAUCGAACCCAGGUUAAGAACCACUGGGUUAGUGUUUUUAUCACACAUUACUUAAAGGAACAUUGAAAGGAAACAUUCUUUUGUUGAGGACUUAAUUUUUAAAAGUGUCACAAACUAAAAUAAAUCCAAGAGACUUAAUUUUUACUUUCUGAGAAGUUAUUUUUAAAUUCUCCUUGAUGAUAACUUUCCUUUUAAGUGUUUAUGUACAGAUACACAUUUUCAAUAAUAGUACUGACCAAGGUUUAUAGUCAACAACUAAUAAUGAUAUUAAUAGUGUUACAUUAAAAAAAAAUUUGACAAACUGAAUGUAAUGCCCCUUGCAGAUGCACAUGUUUUGUACUAUUUUUACAAAGAAAACAUAAUCUUCGAUAUAUUCUCUAUGUGCUGGAGCAUCACAGAAGUCAAAAUAGUAAGCUAUAGUGGUGAAAUAGUGAAUACAAAAAAUGCCUUUUCUCUGCCUGUCUUCUAUUACACAUUUUAUAAACAUUCACAAUUUUUUUUCAUAAUUUAUUAGUAUGGGAUUACAAGUUUUAAUUGUAUUCUGUUAUCUGUUCAUUAGUUCAUGUAUUUUAAUAAACUAAGGUACACAAUUAAGUCUUUUCAUAUUGGUUUUAUUAAGUUGAUGAUAAUGUGUUAUUUUCUUUUAUCUGCAACAACAUCAGCUGGUAGUUCUACUGUAUAGGACAGUGUGCAGGUUUUGGACAUCAUCUUCUUUCUCCCAGAUUGUUGGAAAACAGAGUGUUUGAUACAAAUUAAAUUUAAAUGUACUUUUUAAAAUAUAUAUUUUCAAGUUACUUGAUUAAUAGACUGCUGUUAAACAUUUUGUUUAGUAUAAUGCUUCUAUUACUUCUACAGUAUAUAAUACGCAGCAUGCAUGUGUGUGUACAAUAUGUAUGUCCAUAAUACUGUAAAUAUGCACUAGCAAAAUUUAAUUUAAGGUUAAUGUCAUUCUGAAAAGUCACUGGAAGACAACUUACUUUUCAUUUUUGUCUUACUUGUGUGUUUGCCCUUUUGUAAAAGGAGGAUGGAUGGAGCUAACACUUUGUUAUAGUUUAUACAUUUCUCUAAAUCGAAAAGGGUGUUUUAAUUCUUGCACAAGAUAUCUUGGGAUAAUAUACUGGAUUUUCUAAGAGCAUUCACCUUAUUCUUUACUUGACCUUUAAUUCCACUCAUAUUUUAACAUUGCCAAAUUCAGAAGUGUGUCAGGGAGUUUGGGAGUAUAGCUUAAGUACAACAGCUUAAACAUUUCAGGUUAGAUUUGCCUAAUUCCUUACUAAUCAAGAGUUCAAAAAGCACUUUAUGUAUGGCUUGUACACUUUUUUUUCCAGUUGUCUCCUCUGUGCAAUUGUCUUUCAGCUUUGUUUUGUAUUUUUUUUAUUUACUUCAGGCACUGAAAUCUUAAGUGGGGGAAGCACUUUCUUAAAUAUUUAUAUAUUUUCUACAUUAGAUGUCAGUGCUUACUUUUUUGAUUUACUGUAUAUUUACUUACCUACUGUAUAUCCAAUGGUGCAGAUUAAUUCAGAAAUAGGAAAAUUGCAUGUCAUGAAUUCCUGUUGCAACUAAAUACAUGUAAGCUGUACCAUACUGAUAUCUUUUUGAACUGUAAGCUGUUACAGGGCUGUUAUGUGACAACUAGCAUUUCUAAUUACAUUACCCUGGGACUGUAAAUAGUGAUAUUUCUUCAGGUGGUCAUUCUUCCUGAUUGCUCUUUUUAACUCGGAUCAUUUACAUGGGUCGAGGUACAUCUCUUGCUUGUUGCCAGCGGUGUAUUUGUUGCAAAUAGAAGUUGACAUAAAUCAACGGUAGAGGGUGCUGCUUCCAAAAAUACAACUAAAAAGAAAGAAUUAAUUGCACUAUGUGAAAGAUUGCAGUAAGCUAUAGAGCAAUUACACUUGGAAAUGUAUGAGCAGGUACAGACACAGUACCACAAAUGGAUUUUUGGAUACCAUAGUUUGGCCUUAAAAACUAAUCCUUCAAAAUAAUGGCAUUUUGAAAGGAACAAAAUAUAAAACAUUUUCAUGAUGUGUAUUUGAUCAGAUUUUUAUAUUGUUCAUAUUUAGUAAUGUAUUCAUUAAUUACCCAGUAGCUUUGAGAUGCCAAAGAGUUUCUCAAUCAUCAUUGGUUUAAUAGACAUUUUCUGUGUUUACCCAGUUUGGCUGGUUGUCUUUCUUUUAAUGAUGUGUUAAUUUUUCUUUCACUCUGUGACAUUCCAUACAUCCAUCAUUUCAUUCUCAUGUCCAUUCUUUUCAGCCUUGCUUCACUGGCCAUGUCUAAUUACUGUAGAUCAUACUCCUCCUCACACAGUUUCAUAAACUUUGUUCUUUAGAGAGAGAAAGAGAGACUCCUGUCUGAAUAGCAGACAACUGCUGGAAAUAUUUCUGUACAUCUCAUACAAUUGCAGUCACUACUGUACGUACACCUCCAUCUGCAUUUAAGUAGAAGAACUUUCCUGAUUUCCCCAAAAUGACUCCAUUGCUAAUAUCUAAAUUUACAUACACAACAUCAGCUUAAUGCACCCCUGUCAAACACUACCUAUAGUAACUGCAUUUGCUACCUUCAGACUACCCUUCACACCACUACACUUGCUAAUUAGAUGUUCAUUUUUUGCUUUCACCUAAACCUAAAAAAACUUUGGAAAAACAUUGAGUUGAAGCAAAGAAUUGACAAAUACUACUCCGCAAUACAACUGAGGGAGAAGACAGAGCUCCAAUUCCAUUCAUGUGAAAAUGUCAGUUUAGUGGUCUCAGUUUAUUUUUGUAAUUUCUGUUUAAAGCAGUGAAGUACUAUUAGCUCUAUUGAUGCUCUUUGGAAAUGAAGGCCAAGCAAGUAAAGGAAUUAAACAGCAAUUUUAAUAACUUCAUAUCAGUCAGCCUGCAACAUGCACACAUACUUUUUAUAAAAAAGUAUGUGGAUAUUUAUCUGAUAUUUUUAGGUUUAUAAAUAAAGAUCUCAAAAGUAAUUUUCUUUUCCUAAGGUAAAAUGUAUGCAGAUGUGAGAUAAUGCUGUACUAUAGGGCUAUCAGAUUAUAACAAAAUUAGAAUUUGAAUGCUAAGAUUAAAAGUAAGGAAAUAUCUGAAUGUAAUUUAAAAGUUCUAAGUGUUACUACAUGCACGUUUGUAACAGCCUUUGUAUGGUUCUUUAUUACUGUUUUUGCUUUUUUGCUUGUGGUGCGUUACAUGCAGCACUUAUGACUCAUGCACUGAUACUCCUUCCUUUUCUUUGCAAGGAAACUGACAUGAUGAAAGAGAAAAGUGGAACCUAAACACUUCACAUACCUGUAAAUCUUACACGAAACCUUACAAAACUGUUCACAAUUACAUAAACAAGGUUAAGUGCACUUGUUGUUUUAGUGUGUGGUUAAAAAGAAAAAGACUGUUCUUUUACAAUCAAAUGUCAGCAUUUGCCUUCAAGUAAGAAUUUUCUUUACAUAGAUUUGAUAGCUUUUUUUUUUAAUAGUGGUGUUAGUUCUGACAACCGUACACUACUGUCAUGACAAAACUGUGUAAACUGUUUAGGUUUUUCAUUCAUAUUUAAAUAAAAUCCUUUCCUGAUUUUCUAACAUUUUGUUUAUAUAUGCAUUUAAUGUUUAAUUGCUAAGUCUAAUAAAAUUUGUAAAAAUCAGUCUGCUUUUAAUUUUGUUAAGAUUAUAAAAAUUAUUCUAAGGAUGUAAGUGAAAAGUUAGAUCUAUGUUCCACCUGCCUAGACAUCAUUUAAGGAAAUAUUGUUUGGCUAUUAGUGAUACACGAUGAAGGUUUAUACAGUUAUGUAAUAGAAUUCUAUGGAAUUUUUUUGUGUUAAAAAAAUCAGUUAAAGUUAUAUUGCUUCUGUUCCAGUUUGUGAUUUAAAAUGCUGUGCUUAAAACUUAAAGACUUAUCAUCCCAGUGUUUCUUUCAAUCAGAUAUUUUAAUGCAAGCACAUUAUACCACAAUAUGGGUGAAACAAAUGCUCUUCAUUACAUCCAUUCAUUAAUCAUAAGAGACAUUCCUUCCCACUGCUAGAUUUUUUUGUUUUGUAAUUAUUAGUUUUUUCUUUUAAUAGUUACCUUAAAGAAUUCCCUUAAAGUUUGUGAAAAAAUUAUAAAUUAAAUAAAUUGUAUAUAGAGAGCAUUUAAGUGAGUUUAUUUUAUGUUAUUUAAGCACAAGGAUUAUUUUGUCGCAUGGUAUGUUACAUGAUCACUGAAAUAUGAAUUUUGUAUUUUUAGUGAAAACUGUUGUUGUUGAUUUUAGCUAUUCCUGUAUACAAAGGUUAUGAGAAGCUCUUAGUUAUUAGACUAUUUACUUGGUAUUUUUCUACAAUAUGGAAUUUUAAAGGCAUUCUCAAACCUGCUUAAUUCAGUUUAGGAUUGUGGCACCAAAAUACCUCUGAGCAAAAUAUAGUCUAAAUUUUAAAAAAGCAGAAAAUAUGGAAUAACUGAAUUUGCCCAAAACAUAGGGAAGUAGUAGUAUGGUUCAAGGCACAUGGACAUUUAUACCCUCAUUUAUUUAUUGUUUAAUGAUUAGCUUAAAAAAUAUAUUUAUUCACUUUGACAUUAUUUAGUACAUUUUUUUA
Messenger RNA from Erpetoichthys calabaricus (reedfish), 8681 nucleotides. RefSeq names its product solute carrier family 19 member 1 (gene slc19a1). Gene Ontology annotation, molecular function: folic acid binding; folate:monoatomic anion antiporter activity. NCBI's taxonomy places the organism in Eukaryota, Metazoa, Chordata, Cladistia, Polypteriformes, Polypteridae. Gene Ontology annotation, biological process: folate transmembrane transport. Gene Ontology annotation, cellular component: apical plasma membrane; basolateral plasma membrane; plasma membrane. The transcript has 6 exons. Bases 853 to 2325 code for a protein of 490 amino acids. The record is from RefSeq and is a predicted model, not a curated record.